Mesorhabditis spiculigera is the source of this 789-nucleotide messenger RNA. NCBI's taxonomy places the organism in Eukaryota, Metazoa, Nematoda, Chromadorea, Rhabditida, Rhabditidae. The record is from the annotation of a GenBank genome assembly.
AUGAUUAUCUUGAGUUUAAUAUCAAAGUUUUUCCAGGGCGACACCCAAGCGGACGGCCGCUGCGGCUCCGUGCAGGCAGAUUCUUAUGAAUUUAAGAAAACCAUUUCCCUGCCCGGAAAAGAUGCGCUUGAGAGGAUGGUGAAGGAAAAGGCGAACGGGCUGGAUCGCGAGAUUACGAAACGGUUGAAUAAGGGGUUAAGCCGUUUCCAAGUGUUCCUGAAUCUGAUCGCCGCUUCGAAGCCGUCGAUGUCGCAACGAAUGUACUUUGAAGGGAGCCAGGAGUGCAAAUCCUGCAGCCCGGCUUCUGACUACCGGUCCUCUUAUCUCUACUGCAAUAUGGAGGAUUGUAAGAGCUCCUGGGCGCACCAAUGUCUCCAUAACACUGCCCGUAUUGCCGCCUGCUUCACUGUUGAAUUUAAUUAUAGGAUGACUAGCAGCUACGCAGAAGUCUUGGAAUUUUUGCGCGAAAACAACUACCCGAACCAAGAGGUUGACUACGGGAAACCACGACAGCGACAAGCUCCAGCUCGUGGCUUCCACCCCUACGAUAGAUCAAUCUUAGGUGCACCACGCAGUCGAGAGGAAACUCAGCCAGGCGAGCCGGAAGUUGCGGCUCCGGUGGCCGAGGAGAAUGAUGAGGAGACGGGCGGUGGGCCGCUACGCGUAGCACCUCUGAACGAGCGCUGCGUCGCACGGAUGCCCCAGAAGAUGACGCAUCUUAGGAGAUACUGCACGAUAUUCUGGAACGCCAAGCUGUGCUGCGCCCACUGCGAUUCCGUAUGCGAUCAG